AUUUGAGCAAAUCCAAAUCGGAAAAGACACAUUGUUGUCGCGUGUCUCAAAUUCUUAUCCAUUUUCCGUUUCGUUUCAACACUAGAACCACUUUAACAAACCCAAAGAGAAGAAAAAAAAAAAAAAACACGACCAUCUUCAAUUGAAUCUUCUUCAAAAAAUGCUUCUUCAAACAAGAAACUUCACAGCACCAUCAUGUUUUACACCAACAACAAAAACCAACACUAAAAUCUCAACACACCCAUCAAAUUCAAUCUCAUUUCGUAACACAAAAUGUUCUGUCACUGUUUCAACCCAAUUAGAACAAUCAAAAACCGAAAACAAAAUCAAGAAACCGUUUCCAGCUGAAGUAUCAAGAACAAUUAUGGAUUUAGCUAGGACUGGAACACUUUCAACGUUAACCCAACAGGGUUAUCCUCUUGGUGUUGGUGUUCGAUUUGUUGUUGAUUCUCAAGAUGGAAACCCUUUUUUCUAUUUCAAUCAUAAUGCUAUUCCCACCACUAAUAAUAACAUUGACACCCCCUCUUCACUUCAUGUCAAGUUUUUGCAGUCUGGAUUGAGGACUCCUCAGUGUACACUUCAAGGAACGCUUACUAACCCGCAGGAUCCGGCUUUGAUCAAGCGGCUUGUUUCUUUGUGGAAGAAGAGGUUUGGAGAAGAAGUUAAUCAAGAUUUUAUGUAUUUUAUUGCCGUAGAUAGGGUGCUGCACUUGGAUGACUUCCAGGAGGACGGUGUGUGGUUCACCUCUUUAGACUACAAAAAUGCUCAACCUGACCCCCUUCGGGAGUUUGCUGAGAAUUUAGUCGCUGAAAUUAACACCAAUAAUAUGGAAGACAUUACCCGCUUUUGUAAUGUCUAUGUUGAUUUGGAUUUCCAGGUCACAGAAGCAAAGGUGAUAUGGGUAGAUCGUUUGGGCUUAGAUAUGCGUUUGUUUUCUCCUAACAACGGUUUAUUUGAGGUUCGCAUUCCUUUCCCUAGAGAAGUCACAGAUGAAAAAGGUGCCAAGUCAACAUUUAACUGUAUGUCACAAUUGGCUUGGGAGGUAGAAAGAAACUUCCAUCCUCUGGAUUUUGAGAAGGUUACAGAAUUGAAACACAUAAAGUCAUGAUACUGUUGAGUUAUAAUUUUUUUGCACAACCGCAUACCAAUUUCAUCAAAUAUGCAAGAUGAAACUUUGUUAUUUUUCAAGAAUAUGACCAUUUUUAUUGUGUUUGUAUUCUGUGAUGAUUCAUUUGAGGCUUGAUGUAGAGAUCGCUUUAAAGACUAAGCUUGUUUUGCAAGGUAAUUUUUGGUUUUUGUCUA
Medicago truncatula (barrel medic) is the source of this 1302-nucleotide messenger RNA. RefSeq names its product glutamyl-tRNA reductase-binding protein, chloroplastic. Gene Ontology annotation, cellular component: chloroplast. The record is from RefSeq and is a predicted model, not a curated record. The transcript is spliced from 5 exons. NCBI's taxonomy places the organism in Eukaryota, Viridiplantae, Streptophyta, Magnoliopsida, Fabales, Fabaceae. The coding region runs from base 161 to 1108 and encodes 315 amino acids.